Molecule: messenger RNA, 3288 nt
Organism: Ascoidea rubescens DSM 1968
Lineage: Eukaryota; Fungi; Ascomycota; Saccharomycetes; Ascoideales; Ascoideaceae
Gene: RAD5
Product: DNA helicase RAD5
Exons: 3
Molecular function (GO): hydrolase activity, acting on acid anhydrides, in phosphorus-containing anhydrides; ATP binding; nucleic acid binding
Source: RefSeq, a predicted model, not a curated record
GACUUCAAUUUGUUCCAGUCCCAGGUAACCUCAAUCUGCCCUACCUUGGAGAACGACGCGACCUCUUUGACCUUUCUCUACAAAAGAUUCAAACAUGAUCCCAAUAACAUAGAGCAUGCUACAUCCUUUUAUCUUCAGCAUGUAAUCUUCAAUGAAAAAUACGAUGCAAACAAGACGUCUCUCGAGCUGAUUGACAAUGAAAUAAACCACACUGAUUCAUCUGCUUUGCCUGCAAAUCACAGAAAGAGAAAGCACUCCUCCAUUCAGGCCUCUCAAGACUCUUUACUUUCUAAUAAUCCCAAUAUUAAUAAUAAUUUCAAUAACAAUUACGCUUGGAAAAGAUACAUCGGUUCUUUAUUAACAACCGCUUGGGCAUCAAGAUCUUAUUACUCGAACCUAUCCUACGGAACCAAUUUACUAGUCAUUAAAUCAAGACCACCAAUUAUUAAUUCAAAGAAUAAGAACAGCAGUAACAACAAAAACAACAGAUUCAAAAAAAAACAAAAAACUUCUUUCAAUUCUCCUGCUUCUGUUAAAUUAGUUUUACCAAAUGAUUCAAAUCCACUUGAUCUAACCAAAACAAAAGAAAUCGGCAGAAUUCCCGAAACGAUUUCCUCAAUCAUCGCUCCUCUACUAGAUUUAGACAUAUGCUCUUUUGAUGCUUAUGUCACUUAUAAUGAAAAUGUUAAAUUAUCAAUAGGUGAUUCCUUUUUCAUUCAACUAGAUUGUUAUUUAACUUCAAAUCUAUUCAAUUUUACUCAUAAAACUUUUAAUAAUUCUAAUAAUUUUAAUAAUCUUAAUAAAAAUAUUUCCAAUUUAAAUUCAAAUUCAAAUUCAAAUGAUCACUUUAAUGAUCAUUUGAAUGAAUCGGAAUCGGAAUACAUUUUAAAAUACCGUCAAGAUUCUUUAUCAAAUUUAUUUAAAAAACUAAAUUUAAACCCUUAUGAUAACACAAUAUCUUCAAUCAAUCAUAAUCAUAAUCAAAAAGAAAAGAAUAAAGAAAAGAAUAAAGAAAAUAAAGAAGAAGAAGAUAAUGAUGAUGAUGAUGAUGACGACGAUUUAAUAAUAUUGGGAUCUCAGGAAAUUGAUCACUCAAAGGAUCAAUCUAAACUAACUUUAAACCAAAUACAAGAAUUUUACAAAUCAACCCAGGCCUCUAAUCUAAUCAACAUCCUACCUCAAUCUACUCCUCCAUCAACCUCAAUGAAAAUCAAUCUAAGACCAUAUCAACAACAAGGUUUGUCCUGGAUGUUGAACAGAGAAAAGGAAUUUGAUUUAAUAAACGCUUUGUCAAUUCAAAACAAUCAAAACAAUCAAAAAGAAACCAAAAACCCAUUUCUUUUUAAUCAAAAUGACGAAAUUUUAAACCCAUUAUGGAAAAAAUUUAAAUGGCCAAAGGAUUCUUCUUGGUUAACAAAGAAAAAAAGAAAAGCAAAACGAAACCUCAAUUCUUCAAAUUCAACCAAAUCAAUUCUAAACAAUCCAUCACCAUUUAACACCGUCACUACUACUGAUAAUAAUACUGCUAAUAAUACUGCUAAUAAUAAUAAUAAUAAUAAUAAUAAUAAUAAUAAUAAUAAUAAUAAUGAUAACGAUAACGAUAACGAUAAUGAAAAUGACGAAUUUUAUGCAAAUAUGUAUAGCGGCGAAUUUUCAUUGGAAAAACAAGUCAUUAAAUCAAUAGUUAAAGGUGGAAUACUAUCCGAUGAAAUGGGUCUUGGAAAGACCAUAUCAACCUUAUCUCUAAUUCAUUCAUGUCCAAUCGAUUCAUCUUAUCAUUCCAAGAGUAAAGACCGGUCAAUUAAGGAUAAAUACGCUUAUAGAACAACACUAAUCAUAGUACCGAUGUCAUUACUCUCUCAAUGGGAAAGCGAAUUCAAUUCAACAAACACAAAUAAAGAGUACUCGUGUUUCAUUUACUAUGGAAAUGACACUCAAAGGAAUUUAUGCCAAUAUUUAUGCCACAGCGAAUCAAAUGAAAAAAAAUUGCCGCCAUUGAUAAUGCUAACCACUUAUGGAACAUUGCAAAGUGAGUAUUCCAGAAUCCAGUCAAAUAUCAAAAAUUACAAUAUAACGAAAAUUCCAGGAUCAGGAUUGUUUUCAAUUAAAUUUUUCCGAAUCGUCAUCGAUGAAGGCCAUUAUAUUCGGAACAGGACCACACAAACAGCUAAAGCUUCAUAUUUAUUAAAUGGAACAAGAAAAUGGAUAUUAACAGGCACGCCGAUUAUAAAUCGAUUGGAUGACUUGUAUUCACUGAUUAAAUAUCUAAACAUUGAACCAUGGUCAAGGUUUUCGUAUUGGAAAACGUUUAUAACGUUACCAUUUGAAAAUAAAGAGAUCAAAAGAACGUUAGAUGCUAUUAAGACGAUUUUGGAACCGAUCAUACUAAGAAGGACAAAAAACAUGAAAAAUUCUGAGGGAAAAUUUUUAGUUGAAUUGCCAAAGAAAACAGUACGGAUUCAAAAACUAGAAUUUAAUGAAUUUGAUAGAAAAUUGUAUGAAUUUUUCCUAGCGCGAGCAGAAAAUUCGUUCUUGGAAGGAAUGAAAACUGGACAGUUAUUAAAACGAUACACAACCAUUUUGACCCAUAUUUUAAGAUUAAGACAAAUAUGUUGCGAUAAAGGCAUAAUUGGAGGAACAGACUCUAACGAUGAAGACUUGAAAAAUGUCGGAAGUAAUUUUACAGGAUCAGAUAGGAUUAACAAGAUGAUCAAGACCCUAGAGGAGAAAUUGGACAUCAAUCUAAAGGGGAGAGAUUUCAGAAAUCCCAAAGUGGAAGAAUUGAUAAGGAAUAUAAGUAAAUUUGAAGAUGGACAACAGGUGGUUGUGUUCUCGCAAUUUUCAAGCUAUUUGGACAUCAUUGAAAGAGAGCUCUUGAAGGAAAAACGACUUGUUGUGUACAAAUUCGAUGGAAGGCUAAACAUGGAACAACGAGAAAGCAUAUUGAAAAAGUUCCAAAACUACAAACUAAUGAAUGGCGCUUGCAACCAGAUCAUAGUGUUGUUGUUGUCGCUCAAGGCUGGAGGAGUGGGUUUGAACCUCACCGCCGCCUCCAGGGUGUUCAUGAUGGACCCCUGGUGGUCGCCCAGUCUUGAGGAACAGGCCAUCGAUCGAAUCCACCGGAUAGGACAACUCCAGGAGGUGGAGGUGGUGCGGUUUAUCAUGGCAAACAGCAUCGAGGAGAAGAUGCUCCAGAUCCAGCAGAGGAAGAAGGCCAUCGGCGAGAGCGUCGGGGCGGGCGAAGAAGAGCGACGCGCGCGGAGAGUUGAGGAAAUACAGAUGCUCUUC